GCGGUAGUGCGGCGUCUGAGGCGCGCAGAGAGACAACGCGCUGGACUGACAUGCACCAGAGACAGCGAUAUGCACACAAAAUGCUGCGUCCACGACCUCUGACAAGCUGCUGCAUGUGAAGGAAAUAAAGCCACAGCAAACGGUAUCGCCCAGACGGAAGCUUUCGCGCAGGCAGUGCUUUGCCGCAGAAAUCAUCCCACCAGAGCUCCUGCCGAUGCGCCCCAGCUGUGCAUGAUUCCCUCCGUUCGGCGUGCAGGUCCAGGACAAAACCGGGCAGUGUUGACGACUGUGCGUGGUGGAUACUGUUUGUGAGUGCACCUCCUCCGCUUCUCCGCACACCCCUUGGCAAACUCCUUCAGGAUGGCGUUAACGAUCUGCACGAGAUUUACCGACGAAUAUCAGCUGUUCGAGGAGCUGGGGAAGGGCGCAUUCUCUGUGGUCAGGAGGUGCGUGAAGAUCUCCUCCGGACAGGAGUAUGCUGCCAAAAUCAUCAACACCAAGAAGCUUUCUGCCAGAGAUCAUCAAAAGCUGGAGAGAGAGGCGAGGAUUUGCCGUCUACUGAAACACCCCAACAUCGUACGUCUCCAUGACAGCAUAUCAGAAGAGGGUUUCCACUAUCUGGUGUUUGAUUUGGUGACAGGAGGAGAGCUGUUCGAGGACAUCGUAGCCAGGGAGUACUACAGUGAGGCUGAUGCCAGCCACUGCAUACAGCAGAUCCUGGAGAGUGUCCAUCACUGCCAUGUUAAUGGGAUCGUUCACAGGGAUCUGAAGCCUGAGAACCUUCUAUUGGCCAGUAAGCUGAAGGGGGCGGCGGUCAAGUUGGCUGACUUUGGGCUGGCUAUCGAGGUGCAGGGGGACCAGCAGGCAUGGUUUGGUUUUGCUGGCACCCCGGGCUACUUGUCUCCGGAAGUUCUGAGGAAAGACCCAUAUGGGAAACCAGUGGACAUGUGGGCCUGUGGUGUAAUUUUGUACAUCCUGCUGGUGGGCUACCCUCCCUUCUGGGAUGAGGAUCAACACCGCCUCUACCAACAAAUUAAGGCUGGGGCCUAUGAUUUCCCAUCCCCAGAGUGGGACACUGUAACCCCUGAGGCCAAAGAUCUGAUCAACAAGAUGUUGACCAUCAAUCCCAGUAAACGCAUAACAGCUGCAGAGGCCCUCAAACACCCCUGGAUUUGCCAACGGUCCACCGUCGCUUCCAUGAUGCACAGGCAGGAGACCGUGGAGUGCCUGAAGAAAUUCAAUGCAAGGAGGAAACUCAAGGGAGCCAUAUUGACCACUUUGCUGGUCACAAGAAACUUCUCAGCAGCCAAGAGUUUGCUCAACAAGAAGCCAGAUGGCGUUAAGGUCAACAACAAAGCCAACACAGUGACCAGUCCUAAAGACACUGGCCCUGCCCCUGCACUGGAACCACAGACAACUGUGAUUCACAACCCUGUGGAUGGAAACAAGGAGUCCAUUGAGAGUGCCAACACUACCAUAGAGGAUGAAGAUGUAAAAGCUCGCAAACAGGAAAUUAUCAAAGUAACUGAGCAGUUGAUUGAGUCUAUCAACAAUGGGGACUUUGAGGCCUAUGCGAAGAUUUGUGAUCCUGGUCUGACUUCUUUUGAGCCUGAGGCCUUGGGUAACCUGGUGGAAGGACACGACUUCCAUCGCUUUUACUUUGAGAAUGCCCUGUCCAAAGGGAAUAAGCCGGUGCACACCAUCCUCUUGAACCCACAUGUGCACCUCAUUGGAGAAAACGCAGCGUGUAUUGCCUAUAUUCGACUGACCCAGUACAUGGAUAGCAGUGGCAUGCCCCGCACCAUGCAGUCUGAGGAGACCCGUGUGUGGCAUCGCCGUGAUGGCAAGUGGCAGAACAUCCACUUUCACCGCUCCGGCUCACCCAGCAUCCCUUCCCAGUAAGAGACAUUAAUGGAGUACCAACAUUCAAAAAAAGAAAAAAAAAAAAAUCCCAUCAGCAAAUCUAGUAGGGCAGUCAACUAGCCAACCCAUGGCUGCUCUCUAACCUUUGACCCUCCUAUAAGGACAUGACCUCGCACAGGACACAAGUAUUAAUACAUUUUACUGUUACGGCAUUUUAUUAAUGGACAUCAUUCAACACCACCAUCGGGUGGCUGCACACCAUAUUUGGACAUAAUGAACCAGGCAUAUUGACAACAUUUUUUUUGGUUUGUUUUUUAAGAUGUUUUGGUAUGCAUUUUAAAUAUAAAAUAGAGAUGUUUAAAAAAUCUACUACUGUAACCCCUCCCAAAUAUUAGUUCUGUAUUUUUAUGUGUAUUUAUGUGUGUGCAAUACAAAAACAUUUGGAAGAUCAGAAUGUUAAAAUUGAGCUUGCUUUAGUUCUGGUGAUGUAUAUACAUUGUGAUUGUUGAUAAAAAUAAAAACAAA
Messenger RNA from Xiphias gladius (swordfish), 2388 nucleotides. RefSeq names its product calcium/calmodulin-dependent protein kinase (CaM kinase) II delta 2 (gene camk2d2). Lineage: Eukaryota; Metazoa; Chordata; Actinopteri; Istiophoriformes; Xiphiidae. Gene Ontology annotation, biological process: protein phosphorylation. Gene Ontology annotation, molecular function: calcium/calmodulin-dependent protein kinase activity; ATP binding; calmodulin binding. The coding region runs from base 361 to 1902 and encodes 513 amino acids. The record is from RefSeq and is a predicted model, not a curated record. The transcript has 20 exons. Gene Ontology annotation, cellular component: cytoplasm; neuron projection.